Stegodyphus dumicola is the source of this 745-nucleotide messenger RNA. RefSeq lists its product as uncharacterized. The record is from RefSeq and is a predicted model, not a curated record. NCBI's taxonomy places the organism in Eukaryota, Metazoa, Arthropoda, Arachnida, Araneae, Eresidae.
AUGGCGGUGCAAGAAAUCUGGUGAAAAUGGACAUUUUGUGAAACGGAGUGUAAGGAAGGGUACGUGGUUUGCUGAAAGUCGUUUGAGUAUGGGUGAGAUUUUAUUGAUUUCUUAUUAUUGGGUGAAUAGAUUGCCAGUUGACUAUUGGAUUUCGGAUUUAGAAAUUAGCAGUAGGACUGCAGCUGAUUGGAAUUCUUUUUGUAGGGAAGUGUGCGUGGAAUUUUGCGAAAAUGAUAUGGGUAUGCUUGGUGGUAUGAAUGUUAUUGUGGAAAUUGAUGAGAGUAAGUUUGGGAAGCGGAAGUAUCAGAGAGGUAGGAGAGUGGAAGGAAAAUGGGUGUUUGGUGGGAUUGAAAGGGGUAGUAAUAAAUGUUUUUUUAAGGUUGUGCGAGAUAGAAGUAAAGAUUGUUUAUUAAGUUUUAUAAAAGAAUAUAUUCUACCGGGUACUAUAAUUAUUUCAGAUUGCUGGAAAUCGUAUGAAUGUUUGGAAGAUGAAGGUUUUAAACAUCUUGCUGUGAACCACAAAUAUUAUUUUAAAGAUCCGGAAACAGGUGCACAUACCAAUACAAUAGAGGGCACGUGGAGUGCUAUAAAAAGCGCCAUUCCGAGGCAUUGUGAUAAAGAGAAUUUUGGAUGGUUCACUGUAACAGGUGACAACACUAUUCCUGAAGGUGGCUUUCCUGACACGACUAACUUGCCUCCUUCAAAAAGGCAGCUGGUCCACACAGAAAAUGUGCUUAUCAACUAA